GACGUCACAGUCCCAAAGGCUGUACGGGGCGGGAGCGCUGCUGGGGCGGCGGUGGGCGGCGAGUCAGGUGGGGCUGGCAGGCGGCGGGGGUAUAAGGGAGAUGAAGGGCCGGGAACCAAUAUGUCUGCUGUCAGGGCCACUCGGCACUACAAUCAGGGCGCGCUCUCUCAUUGGUGGGCGGGUCGGCCCUCCAGCACCCUCAGCAAGUGCACCAGUCGGGCGAGAAAUAGAUUCAGCGGUAUACAUCACCGCCAUUAGGAGCACUGUCAAUUCCAGGGGAGCGGGACCCCGUGGCCGAGUCAGAAUUUCAAUUUUUAGCCCGUGAGCGUCAGUCUUUGGUGACAGAGGACAAAAAGUGGAGGUUGAGGGCCAGCAUGGCGGAGGCGCUGGUCGGGUCGGCGGCGCCAGUACCUCGCCAGGUCGCCUGUGGUCAGGUCACGGUCCCCCCGCAGGUCACGCCGCCCUACGCCGAGUUCUUCACGUCGUUGCCCCAGAGUCAUACGCCACCCGCACCCUACGCCCACGCCUAUCCGCACCACGCCCAGCCGCAGCAGCAGCAGCAGCAGCAACAGCAGGGGGUGCGAGGCGAGCUGAAUAACGCGAGUCCGCCGCUGACGGCCGGCACCUGCCUGACCCACCUGGGCCAGGUGGUGAACCAGGUGGUAGGCGGCCCUCCCGUACAGGUGGGGGACUACGGCGCGCCCUACCCCGGGGGUGUGGCCGGUCAGGCGGGCGGGGGCUGCGUCACCACCAGCGGCACCACCACCCUCAGCAGCACCAGCACCAGCAGGACCAACGGCGUCAGCAGGCCGGGCAGCAUGCAGCAGCAGCAGCAGCAGCAGCAGCAGCAGGCCUACUGUGAGGAGGAGGAGCUGCCAUCGUGUGCCUUCGCCCACCCACACCUGCACGGCCUGCCCUUCCUCGUACACGGCGAGGAGGGGGAGGAGGAGUACUACCCGACGGGCUCCCCUUACCGGGUCCAGCGCCACGCCGCCAACAUCCGGGAGAGGAAGAGAAUGCUCAGCAGUAUCAACUCAGCCUUCGAGGAGCUGAGAACACACGUCCCCACCUUCCCCUACGAGAAGAGGCUCAGCAAGAUCGACACGCUGCGCCUCGCCAUCGCCUACAUCGCCUUGCUGCGAGAACUACUCACCUCCGACCACGACCCCAUCACCUACAUCGAGAAGGGGCUGCGGGGGGAGCUUCCCUCAGACCAGUGCAACAUAUGGAACACGAGUGAUCUCACCGCCAGACUAUCCUGGAUCAACUGGGAAAACCUUGGCGUGAGUCCAAGUCGACGGUCCAUCUUCUCCUCCAUCUCCAUUAGCAACGACGCCCUCAACAACUGAUCCUUCUGAACACAACAAGGGCCAGGGACACAAAUGACGUCAGAAUGUCGCCUGCAGCCCCUUCACCCCCUCCUACAGGACUUCUUCAGCGUUGGGGAAAGGACGCCGUGAUUGAUAACUGAUUCUUUUAACCAUAACCAAGGCCAGGGACACGAAGAACUCCACAAUGCCUCCCUGUAGCCCCGCCCCUUCACCCUCUCCUACAGGACUUCUUCAGCGUUGGGGAGAGGACGCCAUGAUUGAUAACUGAUCCUUUUGACCAUAACCAAGGCCAGGGACACGAAGGACUCCACAAUGCCUCCCUGUAGCCCCUUCACCCCCUCCUACAGGACUUCUUCAGCGUUGGGGAGAGGACGCCAUGAUCGAUAACUGAUCCUUUUGACCAUAACCAAGGCCAGGGACACGAAGGACUCCACAAUGCCUCCCUGUAGCCCCUUCACCCCCUCCUACAGGACUUCUUCAUCGUUGGAAAGAGAGCCUCAAAAUCGAUAACUGAUCCUUCUGACCAUAACAAAGGCGAAGGACACAAGGACUCCACAAUGUCGCUCAGAACUCCUUCACCUUCUCCUACGGGCAUCCUUUGGCGUUGGAGAGAAAGCAUUAUUAUCGAUAUCUAUUCUUGACGAUCCUUUGGCCCUCUGGAUAAUAGAGUAUCGAAACCUCUGACUCUGCUUUCCUUUGGGCAUCGGAAAAAAAAGACAUCAUAACCGCUAUUCUUUUUUCAAUGUGGAGGAUCAUAAUCGAUACUAUGGCGGCUUGGAGAAGAGUAUCGAAACCACUUCUGUAUCCCUUCCAGCACUAGAGACAAGAGAAUCAUGCCCUUUGUGUCUUCUAAAGGGAUCAUGCAGCAUCAGUAGAAGAGGAUCAGUAUAGUCAACUCUCAGAACUAGUUUCGAUCAGCUGAUAAAAGUGGAACUGAUGUAUGAGUGGUAAAUAUUAUGUGGAUUUUGUUGUGUUCUGGUCCAUGUACUUUAUGAGAAAACGAGAAAUAAUGCGGAAAAAAAUACUCACGUGUAGAAUGAAAAGAAAACGGUGAAUAUAUUUGUGUUUUUAGAUGAGUUACGUGGUAUUCAACAGAUAUGUGGCGGGGAUAACAGUGUGCGAUCGAGGAACUAAAGAAAUAUUGAAAGAAAUUUAGCAAAGAUAUUUUCAGUUUGCUAACAUUAAACCAACGAGUGACGACGAUAGUUAUACGAUGCUUUGUGAGUGUAUACAGAUAAAUAUGAUGAAGAUUGUAGAGUGAUAGACAGAACACUAUCAGGUGACUCAGGAGAUAUAAGCGGGUGGCGAAGAUGAGUGUUCCACGAUAUUUUAUGAGCGGGAAAACAAUAAUGAAAACAAUACAGACACAAAGACAUCUAUAGUGCUAAGCGAACAGUCUGAUACUCUUAAUAAUAACUAAAUAUAAUUCGAGUGAGUGGUGAAAGUAUGCAUAGCGCCGGGUGAAUAUACAGAGUGCCAAAUAUCAUACAGUGCCAAAUAGUUAUAUAAACGCCUGAUAUUCUUAACCGCAAAUUUCAUACAAAGGAGUGAUUAAUGUAAGAUCAACGUGUGCCAAAUGUCUUAGAGUGUCAAAUAUCAUAGACUACAAAAUAUCAAAGUGCCAAAUAUUAUACAGCGACAAAAUAUCAUAGUCGAACAUCACUGUGUUAAAAAUCAGUUUCAAAUAUUAUACAGUGCCAAUUAUCAGAGUCAAAUAUCAAAGACUGUCAAAUAAUAUACAGUGUCAAAUAUCACGGAGCCACAGAUCGUACAGUGCCAAAUAUCAUAAAGAGCUGGAUAUCAUACGGUGCCAAAUAUUAUAGUGCCAAACAUCCCGCAGUGCCAAAUAUCAUAUCAGUGCCAAAUAUUAUACAGUGCCAAAUAUCAUAAGGAGCUGGAUAUCAUACGGUGCCAAAUAUUAUAGUGUCAAACAUCCCGCAGUGCCAAAUAUCAUAUCAGUGCCAAAUAUUAUACAGUGCCAAAUAUCAUAAAGAGCUGGAUAUCAUACGGUGCCAAAUAUUAUAGUGUCAAACAUCACAAGUGCCAAAUAUCAUAUCAGUGCCAAAUAUUAUACAGUGCCAAAUAUGAUGAUUCCUUCUGAUCUGACGUGAUUUUUUAAUUGUGCGAUAAAAAAAUUAUGUUGAAAGCGGCUUAGUGGCGGUUCUGCAAUAGUGAUGGGUGUCGAAAAUAAUGAUGAUGAUGUGUGAUAUUUUAAGGAUAUUGUUUUGAGACUGUUUUUUUAAUUAUUUUCAGUGAGAGGAGACAAACCAAGACCAUGUGGAAAAAAAAAUCCCGCUACGUGACGCUCCUAAAAUAUUUAAAUGUUCCAAAAGAGAUUCAGGUGAGAUAUUAAGGAGUGCCUGAAGAAAAUAGUGAAAAGAAAAACAGCUGCGUCAUACUGAUUGUGUUAAAAAUAAUAAAUAGUGAAAUUGAUAUCGAAGAAAAUAAUGAAAAGAAAAACAGUUACGUCAUAUUAAUAGUGUAAAAAAUAAAAUGGUGAAAUUGAUAUCGGAAAAAAUAAUGAAAAGAAAAACAGUUGCGUCAUAUUAAUAGUGUAAAACAUAAUAAAUGGUAAUAUUGAUAUCGUAAAGUCAAAAUUGAUAUCGUAAAGUCAAAAUUGAUAUCGUAAAGUCAAACUAUUAAUACCUGGGAGAGUUGUGCGUGAUGUUAACAGUGCCAUUGAUAAACGGGGAACAAUUAAUGCCUCAAGAUAUCGUACUUCAAGACAGUGUGCGUGAUAUUAACGGUGAUAUUAACCCGUCCGCUGCGAUUGGCACGGAUUCGACUUUCACUGGUAGCCUGGUAUAACAUAAUAGUCCCAGGUCCUUUUCUGUCUCUGUGGUGGAUAGUGGAGUGUUUCUCGUGUGGUAUUGGUGUGCUGGAUAUCCUCUCCCAUGGUGCAGGACUUUAUAUUUUUCCUCAUUGAAUUGUAGCAGCCACUUUUUGUUCCAUUCCUGUAGCUUGGUGAUGUCUUCUUGUAGGAAAUCCACGGUCAAGGGGUUAAAAACGUGAGCAUAAGAGGUUUGCAUAAGAGGUGUAGUGGUUAGCGGCCUUUUUUGUUUUUCAUACUUUUUUGCCCUUGAGCUGCUUCCUUUACUGUGAAAAAAACGUAAGGAACAAAUGUAAGGAAAGGAGAAGAGAGAAAACAAGAAAUGAGAGCAAAUUAAGGAGAAAGGAAGAAAAAGAAAAGAUAGAAGGAAAGAAAGGAGAAAGAAAGAAGGAAAGAGAGCAGGGUAAGAAGAUAAAAUAAAGAAAUGGUGAACAAAUCUUACACGAUAUCAGUUCUUCAGGAUAUUUUUGCGUAAUAUCAUCAGUGGUAUUAAUAAGAAUUGAUGAACACGAAAACAUCAAGAGCCUGCAAGAACUGGUGAACAAAUCUUACACGAUAUCAGUUCUUCAGGAUAUUUUUGCGUAAUAUCAUCAGUGGUACGCGAAUCUCAUCCUGAUAUAUCGUAACCAAUUUCUAUAAACUUGUGUAUUAAUAGCACCUCAGCACAAAGUAAUCAAGAUCGUGUAUUGCUGAAUAAUUCUGAAGCGGCAAAGUUACAUUAAGAGGAAGAUUGUCGUGUUGGUAUUUUCCUCACCUCGGCACAAAGCAACCAAGAUCGUGUAUUGCUAAACCAUUCUGAAGCGGCAAAGUUACAUUAAGGGAGAGAUUGUUGUAUCUAUAAACCGUAUGCUCAUCUCAGCACGAAGCAACCAAGAUCGUGUAUUGCUAAACUAUUCCGAAGCGGCAAAGUCACAUUAAGGGAGAGAUUGUUGUAUCUAUAAACCGUAUGCUCAUCUCGGCACGAAGCAACCAAGAUUGUGUAUUGCUAAACCAUUCUGAAGCGGCAAAGUUACAUUAAGGGAGAGACUGUCGUGUCAAUAAACCGUAUGCUCAUCUCAGCACGAAGCAACCAAGAUCUUGUAUUGCUAAACUAUUCCGAAGCGGCAAAGUUACAUUAAGAGACAGAUCGUCGCGUUGGUAUUUUCCUUAUCUCAGCACAAACAAAUAAAAACAUGCCGCGCUAAGCCAUUCUGAAGCGGCAAAGCGACAUGAAGGGAAAGAAUAUCGUAUUAGUAUUUUCCAGGCGGCAAAGAUACAUUAAAAGGAAGAUUGUCAUGUUGGUAUUCUCUUUAUCUCAGAACGAAGCAAAUAUAAUAAAAAACAUGACGUGCCGAGCUAUUCUGAAGCGGCAAAGCGACCUGAAGGGGAAGAAUAUUGUGUUAGUAUCUUCCAAGCGGCAGAGUUACAUUAGAGGAAGAUUGUAGCGUUAGUAAUUUCCUUAUUAAUAGUCUCUCAGCACAAGGAGACUAAAAUGGUGUAGUGCUGAACCAUUCUAAAGACCCUAAGUUACAUGAAGGGAAAAUAUAAGUUAGUAUUUCCCAAGCAAAGCUAUAUUAAGAGGAUGAAUGUGAUGUUAGUGUUUCCUUAUUCAUAGUUCCUCAGGACAAAGAAACUUAAACAGUGUAGUGUAAGGCCAUUCUGAAGCGGCAAAGACUGUAGUGUUAGUAUUUCUCAAGCGGCAAAGCUAUAUUAAGAGGAUGAAUGUGAUGUUAGUGUUUCCUUAUUUAUAGUUUCUCAGGACAAAGAAACUUAAACGGUGUAGUGCUAACCCAUUCUGAAGCGGCAAAGACUGUAGUGUUAGUAUUUCUCAAGCGGCAAAGCUAUAUUAAGAGGAUGAAUGUGAUGUUAGUGUUUCCUUAUGUAUAGUUUCUCAGGACAAAGAAACUAAAACGGUGUUGUGCUAAGCCAUUCUGAAGCGGCACAGUUACAUAGAGAGAAAGACUGUAGUGUUAGUAUUUUCCAGGCGGCAAAGCUAUAUUAAGAGGAUGAAUGUGAUGUUAGUGUUUCCUUAGUUAUAGUUUCUCAGGACAAAGAGGGCCACUUCCACAGUUCGCCAUGAUGGGUUAGUACGCCUUCAAACCAAUACCAAAGACUUCGAAAAUUCCUUGCGUAGUGUUUCGCGUUCAUGUUUAAGUUAGGAAAUUUGAGAAAACCAUAAGGGAAAUCUCUUGUGUAUUUGGUGUCGCAUCGAAAACCUAACCAUAACGAAGUGUAGAAGAUUGCAUAGUUUGGUUAGGGCGAUUACAAAACCACUGUGUUGGACUGUGGGAUUGGCUCCAAGACGGUGUAGAGAUGAACCCAAAAUUUGACCCGGCAAAGCAACAAGAAGAGAAAGAACGUACUUUGAGUAUUCAGAAGAGAGUGGAGAACGAACCCAAGAAACGGAGACCCUUACAAAGUCCACUGAGUCUAAGGCUGGAGCUCAAGGGAAAGGGUUAAGGCUACUUAGAGAAUAACCAUCACACAAAGCUCCAGUCUACGUCUUCUAAGGCCCUUCAAGGCUUCCACAGGGCAUGGGUAAAGGUGACCUGUGUGUGUAUAUAUCAGUGGUGUCUCACGGACCGGUGUGUGUGUGUGUGUAUAUAUAUAAUGGUGAGACUCUACCUGUAUUUACCUAGUUGUAUUUACCUAGUCGAAGUUUUACAGGGCCUGGGCUUACGCUCGUGUGGUCCCGUCUCCGUAUCUGUAUUUGUCCAAUUUUUUAUGUCCAACUUUGUGUAUGUAUCCCUUUUCCUGUAUACUCAUUCACCUGUAUACUCCUUUACUUUUAUGUAUAUCAAUUUACUGUAUACUCAAUCAUAUAACCUACCUGUGUAUGUAUUAGUUUCCCUGUAUACUUUUUUUACCUGCAAACUCUUCUACCUUUGUAUAUAUCAAUUUACCUGUAUACUCAAUUAAUUGUAUUCUCUACCUCUGUAUGUAUCACUUUUUCUUUUAUAUUAAUUUACCUGCAUACUCCUCUACCUUUCCAUGUAUCAUUUUACCUGUUUCCUCACUCAGUUAUUGACUCUACCUCUGUAUGUAUCACUGUUCCUUUAUAUUAAUUUACCUGCACACUCCUCUACCUUUCCAUGUAUCAUUUUACCUGUUUCCUCACUCAAUUAUAUAUUCUACCUAUGUAUGUAUCACUUUUCGUGUAUAUUCAUUUACCUGUAUAUUUCACUAUCUUUAUUUGUAUCACUUUACAAGUAUACUCAAAUAAUUGUAGUAUCCACCUGUGUAUGUAUUAAUUUGUUUGGAUACUUAUUUCACUGACCCUUCCUCUAUGUGUUGAUGUAUCCGUUUACAUUUACACUCACUUAUAUGUAUCCUCCUCUGUUUGUGUAUGCAUAAAUUUACCUGUAUACUGACUUAUCCAUAUUUUCCUUUAUUGGUGUAUGUAUUAAUUCACCUGUAUACUCAUUUACCUUUGUACCAGUUACCUGUAUACUCCAUGAUGCUCUUUGUACUUAACGCUAGUCACGUGAUGUAUAGUCCCUCGAUGCCAAAGAGUACGUGUAUGUGUGUAGCGUAUCGUGUGUGGCGUGUGGGCGGGUAGGGGAAGCCUGGGUGAACGGAGUAAUCAGUUAAAAGACAAUGAUAUUAAUUAAUUUUCUUCGGUUCGAGUUUGUAAAUUGUUGACUCUUGAUACACUUUUAUUUACUUGUCCUCUCGUUUGUGCAUUAUUUUCAUGUAUUUGUCUUCCACAGCUCUGCUUCAACAAUAUGGUCAUUGGUUUUCACGUGUUCUUUUUAUGUAUUCUACUGGUCAGGAGAGAAUUAGUUGAUGUACAAAGAACAGAAUCACUUGUUUUCAGAGGUCUCAUGUAUCACUGUGUAUAAACCGAUCAGUAUGUUUAUUUGUUGUGUAGACAUAAUUAAAACGUAUCUACUAGAUGCAGGAUAGAAAGAUAUAUAAGAAAUAAUUAAAAUGUAACAAAAUUAUCUU
Eriocheir sinensis (Chinese mitten crab) is the source of this 8088-nucleotide messenger RNA. RefSeq lists its product as uncharacterized. Gene Ontology annotation, biological process: regulation of transcription by RNA polymerase II; developmental process. Lineage: Eukaryota; Metazoa; Arthropoda; Malacostraca; Decapoda; Varunidae. Gene Ontology annotation, molecular function: DNA-binding transcription factor activity, RNA polymerase II-specific; RNA polymerase II transcription regulatory region sequence-specific DNA binding; protein dimerization activity. The record is from RefSeq and is a predicted model, not a curated record. The transcript has 4 exons. The coding region runs from base 375 to 1349 and encodes 324 amino acids.